AUGGGUAAACCGCGCGGAGCUCGCUCGCUGGCUGAUCAGCUUGCUGAUUUCGAAGACCCCACUCCUAAAGACUUUGAUCCCGAAGACAUUGACAAUGGUGCGCAAUCAAGCGACGAAGAAAGUGGAGAUGACGAUGAAGUAAACACGGGACGGGAGCAUUACGAGAAAGUCGGAAAAGCAAAACUCCGCAACGAUGAUCCCGUGAACCUGGGGAAACAGUAUGAUGGCGCCCGCGUCAGCCGAGAUGCCUUGGGCGCGGACAGCGACGAUGAUCCUUUCGCUGCGCGUGACGACGACGAAAGCUCUGUGAGCGGGUCGGAACAGGAGGAAGAAGAUGAAGGCUCAGACGCAGUCUCCGGGUUCGACUCCGACGAUUCCGCCAUUGAUGAGAAUGCACUGGCUCAGGAGGACUCCGACGAGGACGAAGAGGGCGAAGAAGACGACGAGAGCGAGGAGUCCGACGAGGAUCUGCCACGGAAGAAAUCCAACAAGAAGUCUCCAGCUGUCAAACAUGGCGAGGCUUCCGGAGAUCGUGACGAGAUUCGAAGACUAAUGGCGACGGAUCAGAAAACCAUUGCUGCGACCAUCUCCUCCGCGGCCAAGGCCGAUGCCACCAAGGGAAAAGCUGUUAAGCAACAACGUACCACUUUCGAUGCCCUUCUGAACGCCCGUAUAAAGCUGCAGAGCGGAUUGACGUCUGUGAAUGGUAUUCACGCUGUCUUGGGGGCGAACAACGAGGGAGAGAAUGCGGCCGAUCAGGAAGAGGUCGAUGAAGAAGCAAUCAAGUCCGCUGAGACGGCAGCAAUGGCCUUAUGGUCUACUCUUGAGGAAUUGCGCACUGCCCUAGCGGACGCUACUGCGAAAGAAGGAAGCAAAAAGCGCAAGCGACCUUCCCCUGUCUCUCCCACUACCCCUACUGCCUCCCUGUGGGAGCGUAUGAAUGAAGUGGAAUCCGAAUCCCUUCCUCACCGUCGUUCCAUUCUCGACAAGUGGUCCUCCAAGGUUCGGGGCAGUUCCGCCGCCCUCCCUAACAACAGGGGUAAAUUGCUCGGAUCCGCCAGUCGCCAACAAACCAUCACAGCCGUCCUAGACGCCCAGGUCGCAUCGGAAGUCGGUGAACGACCCUCCAAGCGCUCACGCGCCGACCAGCCCGACUCCUUCUUCGACGACAGCCUGUUCUACCAGUCCCUUCUUCGCGAUCUGGUCGAGCAGCGCAUGGCUGGAUCCGACGGCGCAAGCAGUGGCUUUGACAACCUCCACCAAUUGCCCACCCGUCUGCCCAUCCACCCGGUGACUGGAAUGCGCAACGACAAGGUGAAGCGAGAUAUUGAUACCCGUGCGUCCAAGGGCCGCAAGAUGAAGUACACCGUGCAUGAGAAACUGCAGAACUUCAUGGCCCCCGAAGACCGUGGGUCGUGGAGCAUGCGCGCACGCGACGAACUCUUCGCCUCCUUGCUUGGCCGAUCUGCCAGUGGUCUCCUGGGCGAAGGGGAUGACAGUGGCAGUGACGAGGAGGAUGUCGAUCGCGAAGAAGGCGGCCUGAGACUCUUCCGCAGCUAG
This is a messenger RNA of Penicillium olsonii, 1560 nucleotides long. NCBI's taxonomy places the organism in Eukaryota, Fungi, Ascomycota, Eurotiomycetes, Eurotiales, Aspergillaceae. The record is from the annotation of a GenBank genome assembly.